AUGUUUACAGACACCACCAACUCACGACUUGCCACGUCAAAAAGCUAUCAACGGGAUUAUAGAGAACUUGAUCCAAACAAACCAGGCAAACUCGAUCCCGAUCAAGUUCGAGUCAAUAUCUUCAAGAAUGUGUCCAAUGUUGAGAUUUCAAGGAAGGAACAUCACUCUAAAGAAAGGAAAAGGAAAAAGAUCAAUUAUUGUUAUAGUGACACCGAAGAUAACAUGACGGACUCUUCCGAUGACCAAAAAGAAAAUAAUAAAGUUAUAUCGAAAAAAUAUGAGUCACAUCAUAUGAAUCAAGAUGUUAAUGGACAAGUAAUCUCUUCAAAUCUACAACUUGAAAAUGUCAAUGUUAAAAUCGAAUUAAAAGAAAUCGACCAUCCGCCUCACCUUAACGAAAAAAAUACUAGUGAAGAGUUAAGAUGUGCAGUAUCGGAUUUUAAUAAAACGUUUAAUGAACAGAAUUAUUUGAUAACCCCGACAACUCACAUAAAUGACAACCAAUUCAAUUGUGACGAACCUGGAUGUGGAAAACGAUUCUCAAUUUCCUCAUAUUUAAAAAUACAUCAAAACUUACAACAUCAUAUGAGUCAAAUGGGAACGAUUGAUUACGUCGAGAAGGUUAAAGAACAACAGCCAAUUGAUGAUGUCAAGGUAAUAAAGUGUACGCUGUCCGGAUGUAAUAAAACUUUCAAGGAUCAAAAAAAUCUGAAGAGACAUUUGGAACUUCAUAAAGGUGAAAAACCUUUCAUUUGUGACGAACCUGGAUGUGGAAAACGAUUCGCUUUACGAGAUUAUGUAAAAACUCAUCAAAAACGACAACAUGAAAUGAAACGCCGUCAAAAUGAAUCAAAUAAACAUCAUCAGCAAUCUAAAAAAGACAAUAAAGAAGUAAAGUGCCCAAAUCCCGGUUGCGACCAAAUAUUAUCUAAAAGGUUCUUAGAUAAACACCUGAAAAUUCAUGAGAGUGAAAUGCCUUAUGUCUGUAAUAAGCCUGGAUGUGGAAAACGAUUUACAAUUCCAGAUUACUUAAAGAUCCAUCAAAAAAUUCAUAAUAAUUUGAUCUACGCAUCAAAUCUUGCAAAUUAUCCUACCGAGGAGGUUCACAUCGUCAUCGAAGAUAGAGGCCAAAAAGACGACUUUGUGUUGAUGGCGAUAAGAUGUACGGUCCCCGGUUGCAAUAGAAAAUUCCAAAAGGAAAAAUCAUUGAAAAAACAUUUAAAGAUCCAUAACGAUGAAAAGAGAUUUUCCGAAGGACUACAUAUGAUUACAAAAGAUGUCCCGCUUAUCAGUUUGAUUGGAGCAUCGCAUGUAUAA
Funneliformis mosseae is the source of this 1317-nucleotide messenger RNA. The record is from the annotation of a GenBank genome assembly. NCBI's taxonomy places the organism in Eukaryota, Fungi, Glomeromycota, Glomeromycetes, Glomerales, Glomeraceae.